Messenger RNA from Rotaria sp. Silwood1, 654 nucleotides. Lineage: Eukaryota; Metazoa; Rotifera; Eurotatoria; Philodinida; Philodinidae. The record is from the annotation of a GenBank genome assembly.
AUGGCAACAAAAAAAACUCGAGCAACUCAAAGUCCUAAUAGAAAGGCACAAGUACAUCCCCAACAUAGUAUAAAGGAAGAUGUUCCACUUGUUCCGCUUGGAGGUUCACAGCGCACAUCAGUAAUCGAAGUUAAUAAUUUAUCUGGUCCAAAAAAAGAAACUAUUUCUUAUAAUGGUUAUGAAUAUCAAUUGAUACCAGUUGAAAUUCCAAAAGAGGCAGAAAUAGGUCUUGUUGUUGGUCAUAUUGAAGGUCAAAAUUGGGUAUUUAUUGAUGAAAUCCUACCAAAUGGAAUGAUCGAAAUGCAUGGUGUUCUUAAAGAAGGUGAUUAUUUAAUUCAAGUUGGAGUUUAUAGUCUUACCGGAGUCAAUAUCACAAAAGCUUUGUUACUUAUUGAAAGUGCAUAUGAUGAAGGACGAAAUAGUUUAUCAUUUGUUGCUGCUCGUCAAGAAAAAUCGGAUGCUAAAAAAUUACAAGCAAUGGAAUCACAAAAUAAAGACAAAAUAGUUCAUGUAGAACCUCGUAGAGAAUCAAGAGCACGAUCAUUUCUUGAAUAUGAAAAUGAAGAAGAAGAAGAAGUAGAAGAAGAACCAAAAGAACAAAAUAAACAACGUAAUUCAAUAGAAAAAGCUGGUCGAGAUACAACAAAGUUCUAA